Messenger RNA from Didymodactylos carnosus, 1300 nucleotides. The record is from the annotation of a GenBank genome assembly. NCBI's taxonomy places the organism in Eukaryota, Metazoa, Rotifera, Eurotatoria, Philodinida, Philodinidae.
AUGACGCAGGCAUCAUCUGUUAUAAAUGAUAACUGUAGCAUUUGUCGUUCACAGUUUUUCGACCCAAUUGUUUUACCAUGUGGCCAUUCCUUUGAUCGACGUUGUAUUCGUGAAUGUGUUCAACAUUCAAAUGCUCAAGCUCAAAUACCAGUUGAAUCCAGAACUAUCGGAUGUCCACUCUGUCGAAAACAUUUCAGAUCAAAUGUUAAAUUCAUCGAUGAAUGGAACUCAAGACAGGUUGUGCAGUCAAUGGAAAAUAUGGCGAUUCCAGUUUAUGAAAUAUUUGUAAUCGAUACGAGUUCAUCAAUGUGGUUUUCCGAUGAGUUUUUUGGUACGGCACGUCUGACAGUGGCAAAAGAUUUUCUCCGUGAAAUACUAAAUGAAAGAAAAAGAUCUGGCAAAAAUUUGAUUGCAUGCUACUAUUUUAAUGCUAGUACCAAUCAACUCUUCGAUUUUUCUGUAAUUGAUGACAACGAAAUAAGUUCAAUAGAUCUGUUAACGCCAGAUACCAGUUUUUUCACGAAAAAAACUGCUGUAUACGAUUCAAUUUCUGACUGCAUGCAAAAAUUUCAGAAUGAAAUUAGAGGAGCAAAUAUACUACAAGAGAGUGAAAGGAAAAUUUAUGUCCUAAGUGAUGGCUGCGAUAAUAGAAGCAGACCCAGUAGUAUUCAACGAUAUCAAUUAAUCAGUCAGCGCCUUGCGAAAGAAGCAACGAUUGAAGGAACAUUUAUCCAAAUUGGUUUAAAGAAUUUGAAAACAGGUAAAAGUGUCGCUAAUUUACUUCGUUAUCGAUUUCAUCAUUUUGGAAGCGGCAAUGCAGCAUUAUUUACAAGAGGGUUUUUAUCGGAAAAUCCGUCAGAGCAUAACAGAUUUGUAGCACACCAUACGUCGUUGGUAAAUACUCAGACAGAGCAACAACAACAGAGAGACAUAAGACUUACUACAUCGCUUAUUCUUCCACCACAAAAUAACAGUCAACGUCAAGCGCUUCUCGCCGAAUAAGAGAGAGUUUGCUCAACAAUCAACAAGGAUGUUUUUGUCAUUUUAAACAAGCUUUUGUUAUGCCACGAGGACAUGAAGAGAUCAUAUGUUUGGAAAUGUGACUAUUAUUUUCCUUUCUGUUCUACUGACAUCAUGCAUCGGUCAGUACUAUGCGUCACGUUAAUAUAUAUGUAGAAUUUAAUAAUAACCGUAUUACUGGGGAUGGUACCUAUUACUCAUACGUUAUUGUGAUAGAUAAGAUAAUUCUAUAUAGUUUUUUUCUAACAGGUUAUCAGGUAUUACAGGUAAAGGUAUGAGA